This is a messenger RNA of Vigna unguiculata (cowpea), 1271 nucleotides long. Its product is annotated as GDSL esterase/lipase WDL1-like. The record is from RefSeq and is a predicted model, not a curated record. Lineage: Eukaryota; Viridiplantae; Streptophyta; Magnoliopsida; Fabales; Fabaceae.
GCACCCACCCGUCACUUGUGAUAAGUGCAUAAAAUGCAGUGUCAUUUGAAUCAUGGCUCAUCUAUCAGUUACGAAACCUUGCUACCAUUCGAGUCUUAGUCUCAACAAGAACGAGCACGUUCAACCAAGAUUCAAGUGUGAGUCUUAGGGGUUCGGAUCCGUUCCAAUUUCACCCCAAAAGAAGAGAAGAAGAAGAGAUGGUGGGACCAGCAAGACCCCUGUUCGUACUCUUUGGUUCUUCCCUGGUUCAGCUCAGCUAUUCCCAGCAAGGUUGGGGCGCUAUUCUUUCUCACUUGUAUGCUCGUAAGGCUGAUGUUAUUCUGCGAGGAUAUUCUGGCUGGAAUUCAAGGCGUGCUGUGCAAGUUCUGGCCGAAAUUUUCCCAAAGAAUGCCACUCAGCAACCAUCAUUGGUUAUUGUGUACUUUGGUGGUAACGAUUCUCUUCUUCCUCAUCCAAGUGGCCGUGGUCAACAUGUACCUCUCCAAGAAUACAUAGAAAACAUGAGAAAGAUAGGUGCCCAUCUGAAGAGCCUUUCAAAGAAGACUCGCAUCAUAUUUCUCACUGCACCUCCUGUUAAUGAGGCAAACCUUACCGGAGACAGUUUGCUGCCGGGUCAGCAAUUAAGAACAAACGAAUCUUGUCGAAUAUAUUCAGAAGCACUUUUGGAGCUGUGCCGUGAGAUGAAUAUCAAGGCCAUUAAUAUGUGGUCUUUACUCCAGAACCGGGGUGACUGGAGAGAUGUUUACUUCACGGAGGAUGGAAUUCAUCUUAGUGUUGAGGGGAGCAAUGUGGUUGUAAGAGAGAUAUUGAAGGUCAUCAAAGAAGCAGAGUGGGAACCAAGCCUGCAAUGGAGGUCAAUGCCAACUGAAUAUGGAGAAGAUUCACCUUAUGAUCCAAUUGGCCCUGAUGGAAACAAUGUCAAUGUCAGUUCCCUCUUUGAAACUCUGCAAUGGGAAUAGAGUUGAAGCAAGAAUCACAGAAUAACAGGAAAUAAGAACCGUAUACAAACUAAAAGUUUUUUGUUCUUAGUUCACAUAUGCAUCGUUUAUCACUGGAUUUUCUCACCUUGAGUGGAAUGAAAUGGUGACUAUAAUUGCACUUUGAUUGAGCCAAUUGGCAUUGCAAUUGUAGGACACUAAAAGAAGAACCCUUCUAGGUAAAUGAAUUCUAGGACAUUAAACUAAGUCGAUUAUUUUAAUCUACGUAACGUGUUUCACGAUAUGACAAGAUUUUAAUUAAUCUAUGUAAACCUAUUAAAAGUUUGUUCGAAA